This is a messenger RNA of Myotis lucifugus (little brown bat), 3383 nucleotides long. It is a transcript of the gene HMGCS1, whose product is annotated as 3-hydroxy-3-methylglutaryl-CoA synthase 1. NCBI's taxonomy places the organism in Eukaryota, Metazoa, Chordata, Mammalia, Chiroptera, Vespertilionidae. Gene Ontology annotation, cellular component: cytosol. The transcript has 11 exons. The coding region runs from base 211 to 1773 and encodes 520 amino acids. The record is from RefSeq and is a predicted model, not a curated record. Gene Ontology annotation, molecular function: hydroxymethylglutaryl-CoA synthase activity. Gene Ontology annotation, biological process: acetyl-CoA metabolic process.
ACUGCCCCGCCUCCCACCGCCUCCCGGCGCUGCCGGAGUCGGGCGGGUGGGCGGCUAUAAAGCCGGUGGCGAGGGGAGUCGCCGCGCCCUGCGCCUUCGUGGCUCGCUCCCUUUGCCGCUCCGCCGCCCGGUCACCUCUGGUGCCUGAAGGAGGAAACAGUGACAGACCUGGAGACUGAAGUUCUUUGUCCCUCACACAGCUCUCGCACCAUGCCUGGGUCACUUCCUUUGAAUGCAGAAGCCUCCUGGCCAAAAGAUGUGGGCAUUGUUGCCCUUGAGAUCUAUUUUCCUUCUCAAUAUGUUGAUCAAGCCGAGUUGGAAAAAUACGAUGGUGUAGAUGCUGGAAAGUAUACUAUUGGCUUGGGCCAGGCCAGGAUGGGCUUCUGCACGGAUAGAGAAGAUAUCAACUCUCUUUGCAUGACUGUGGUUCAGAACCUCAUGGAGAGAAAUGGCCUUUCUUAUGAUUGCAUUGGGCGGCUGGAAGUCGGAACAGAGACAAUCAUCGACAAAUCCAAGUCAGUGAAGACCAAUUUGAUGCAGCUCUUUGAGGAGUCUGGGAACACAGAUGUAGAAGGAAUAGAUACCACGAACGCCUGCUACGGAGGCACGGCUGCUGUCUUCAAUGCUGUGAACUGGAUCGAGUCCAGCUCCUGGGAUGGACGGUAUGCCCUGGUAGUUGCAGGAGAUAUUGCCGUGUAUGCCACAGGAAAUGCUCGGCCUACAGGUGGCGUCGGAGCCAUUGCUCUGCUCAUUGGGCCAAAUGCUCCUUUAAUUUUUGAACGAGGACUUCGUGGGACACACAUGCAACAUGCCUAUGACUUUUACAAGCCUGACAUGCUUUCCGAAUAUCCCAUCGUGGAUGGGAGACUCUCCAUCCAGUGCUACCUCAGUGCAUUAGACCGCUGCUACUCUGUCUACCGCAAAAAGAUCCGUGCCCAGUGGCAGAAAGAGGGAAAUGAUAGAGAUUUUACCUUGAACGAUUUCAGCUUCAUGAUCUUCCACUCACCCUACUGUAAACUGGUUCAGAAAUCUCUGGCUCGGAUGAUGCUGAAUGACUUCCUGAAUGACCAGAACAGAGAUAAAAAUAGCAUCUAUGGUGGCCUGGAAGCCUUUGGGGAUGUUAAAUUAGAAGAUACUUACUUUGAUAGAGAUGUGGAAAAGGCAUUUAUGAAGGCUAGUUCUGACCUCUUCAAUCAGAAAACGAAGGCAUCUUUGCUCGUAUCCAAUCAGAAUGGAAACAUGUACACGUCCUCCGUGUAUGGCUCCCUUGCCUCUGUUCUGGCCCAGUACUCGCCUCAGCAGCUGGCAGGAAAGAGGAUUGGCGUGUUCUCCUAUGGCUCUGGCUUGGCUGCCACCCUGUACUCCCUUAAAGUUACCCAAGAUGCCACCCCAGGUUCUGCUCUUGAUAAAAUCACAGCAAGUCUAUGUGACCUUAAAUCGAGGCUCGACUCAAGGACGUGUGUGGCACCAGCUGCUUUUGCAGAAAGCAUGAAGCUCAGAGAGGACACUCAUCACCUGGGCAACUACAUUCCCCAGAGUUCCAUAGAUUCCCUUGUUGAAGGAACAUGGUACCUGGUUCGAGUGGAUGAAAAGCACAGGAGAACUUACGCCCGGCGACCCUCUCCAAAUGCCAACACUUUGAAUGAAGGAGUAGGACUUGUGCAUUCAAGCACAGCCACUGAGCACAUUCCAAGUCCUGCGAAGAAAGUGCCACGGCUCCCGGGGACGGCAGCAGAGCCGGAAGCAGCUGUCAUCAGCAACGGGGAGCAUUAAGAACUGCCGUGCCGUGCGGGGAAGACCCGUGUGGGCCGGGCGGGGUGGGGUAUGUAUGGGAACGGUUGGGAAUGGGAUGUCUGGGACAAUAUUAAAGGAUUACAUGUUGCUUAAAAUUUUGUGACUGACAUGGAGCCUGGAAAACUAUCGUGUUCUUGGGAAAGUCUCUGCUCAGUUUGCUAAUUCGCUUCCUAUUGAGUCUAGCUGAUGCUUACUGUUCUCCAUGAUGUUAAGGGCUCUGCAAAACUUCAUACCUCUCCGGCCAUUCGUAUGCAUGAAGCUUAGUUUUUAAAUGUGGUUUGAUGAGUCGUUUGUUUCUGGCAGAAAGGAGCAGAGGUACUGGUCUUCGAUUUUAAUUUUUUUGAAUGGAUAAGAAUUUUAUACUUUGAACAAACAAGAUUACUGAAAGUACCUGUGGUUUUUGAUAAAAAGUUUCUAGUUUAAGGAAUGUGCUCUUACAUGUGAUAUACACAAACCCUGUUUGAAAAUGGCAAGACAAACAUGUUGUUUUUCUAAACUCUGUACAUUCUGGAGAGAAGAGUUGGAAACUGGAAUGUGGCUUUAAAUCCAGGCAGCGGUGGCGAGUGAUUGCAGGGCCUGAGCGGAGAGGCUGGCCCUGAGCAGGCCUGGGAGGGCGGCCUGGUGUGUUUCAGCUCUGAGUGUGGCUCUAGGUCUGCCCUGAAUCCGUUCAUGCUGGACGAGGCGGAAAAACACUGAGAUGUUACUGGAACUUGUGUAUGAGGAAGCUUGUUGCUGCAGUCCUUCUGUGUACCCUAUUUUGAAGAAUAAACAAAACAUUUUUCUGGCUGCCUUUUCAAAAUUUUAAAAAGGAGGGAUAGGGCAAGGCGCUAGUUACUCUGAUGCGUCAGUGUUAUAAAUGCAACCGAAAGACUGUGUAAGUAUUCUUUUCCUUUUUUAAAAAAAAUCUGUUUAAUGAAAAUAAAAAGGUAAAACCCAAGUUUUUACAUAGUUUAAUCAGCCAAAAUGAGUAUUCCACUUAGAUCUGGAAGUAGGAUCUAUAAAGCAUUUUCUCAGACUUCCACCUUAAGAAAACCAUCACAAGGUCCGAAUAAGACUGGCUAGACAGUUCUGUAGAUAUUUUUGGUGCUGAACUAUGACAUGAGCCUUAUAGAUUGUAAAAUAGAGCUAGUUGGAACUAAUGUACAGAAUUCAAUUUUUAAAACUUUAUUUGCUGUUAAAUUCUGUGAAGUCUCAGUUAUCUAAAAUAAACGUACACAAAUAUGAAAUGUAAUGUUUCACAUUGCAAGGUAAUAUGUAAUGUAGUGUUUGUAAAAUACUCUUGUCUAAUAUUAACUAGUGGUACUUUGAUUUGUACAGUCAUACUUUGUUAAAAUGACUUCAUUUUAACAUCCAGAUAAAUAAUGGAAGUUCAGAUUUAAAGAUCGAUGGGAAAGUGGUGCAUGCAAUACUUCCACAAGUAUUGGGAGUUUGGUAUGUUUUAAAAAGAGUAACUUUGGUGUCAGAAAAAGGGUUGUCUCAAAGUCCAUUGCCAGCAAUGGGCAGGCCCAGUAAUAUGGCACAGAAUUAACUGUACACCUUAUUGACAGUGAGGUGAAUAACUUUGAAUAAAGUUUUCGAGAAAUAUGGCA